GUUCAGUUCGAGGCUGGAAGCCAGGAAGUUUGAGCUUGAUUUUUGUUCGCUGCCCGCCGUCCCGUGCGCGAGUGGUGAAGAACCAAGUCCUCAGAAAUUGGACUAAAGACGAAUUUGUGUUUGCUAUUAAUUCUGUAGCGUUAAGCUAAAAGAUCAUCAUUUGACUGAAAUUUUGUCACAUCAACCAAAUUUCUAUGGAUUCCGUAGCAGCGUCAUCUUCUGGGGGUCACGAGGACAAUUUUCAGUCAUUCUACACUGAUUUGAAAGAAACUGAGAAGAAAGAUUCAUGCCUGACGUCCAAGCAACAAAUUGAUAGACUUCUCCGACCUGGAGCCUCGUAUGCCAACCUCAAUCCUUUUCAAGUGCUACAAAUUGAGCCUACCAAGUCGCUGCCAGAAAUUAAAAAGAAAUAUAAAAGGUUGUCCAUCUUGGUGCAUCCUGACAAGAAUCAAGAUGACAGCGAAAGAGCUCAGAGAGCUUUUGACGAGCUGACCAAGGCAUAUAAAGUGCUGGAAAAUGAAGAUGCCCGACAAAAAUGCCUGGAUGUUGUUGAAGAAGCACAAGAAAUUGUUAAUCUGAGG
Molecule: messenger RNA, 581 nt
Organism: Hyalella azteca
Lineage: Eukaryota; Metazoa; Arthropoda; Malacostraca; Amphipoda; Hyalellidae
Product: dnaJ homolog subfamily C member 8-like
Exons: 4
Cellular component (GO): nucleus
Source: RefSeq, a predicted model, not a curated record